AAUGGAGAAAACCAAGUUAAUUGUUGCUAUAACUUUAAUUUUAAGUGCAAUUAGUGUUGCCGUAAACACUAUGGAUAUGAAAUAGAUAUUAACUGAGCCUCAGAAUGAUACAUUUUUAAAGAAACUUAACAUUGUAUAUAUUAUAAUUAUUGAAUUUACAGAAUACAGAAAAUGAACAUCAAGAAGGUAUGGCUUAUAGAGAAAUCUAAGAUGAUGGAUAAAUAGAAGGAAUGAGAUACAGAGAGAUAGAAGAAUAAGAAACUUAAUAAGAAAAUCAUAUUGAAGGCAUGGCUUAUAGAGAAAUCUAAGAUGAUGGAUAAAUAGAAGGAAUGAGAUACAGAGAGAUAGAAGAAUAAGAAACUUAAUAAGAAAAUCAUAUUGAAGGCAUGGCUUAUAGAGAAAUCUAAGAUGAUGGAUAAAUAGAAGGAAUGAGAUACAGAGAGAUAGAAGAAUAAGAAACUUAAUAAGAAAAUCAUAUUGAAGGCAUGGCUUAUAGAGAAAUCUAAGAUGAUGGAUAAAUAGAAGGAAUGAGAUACAGAGAGAUAGAAGAAUAAGAAACUUAAUAAGAAAAUCAUAUUGAAGGCAUGGCUUAUAGAGAAAUCUAAGAUGAUGGAUAAAUAGAAGGAAUGAGAUACAGAGAGAUAGAAGAAUAAGAAACUUAAUAAGAAAAUCAUAUUGAAGGCAUGGCUUAUAGAGAAAUCUAAGAUGAUGGAUAAAUAGAAGGAAUGAGAUACAGAGAGAUAGAAGAAUAAGAAACUUAAUAAGAAAAUCAUAUUGAAGGCAUGGCUUAUAGAGAAAUCUAAGAUGAUGGAUAAAUAGAAGGAAUGAGAUACAGAGAGAUAGAAGAAUAAGAAACUUAAUAAGAAAAUCAUAUUGAAGGCAUGGCUUAUAGAGAAAUCUAAGAUGAUGGAUAAAUAGAAGGAAUGAGAUACAGAGAGAUAGAAGAAUAAGAAACUUAAUAAGAAAAUCAUAUUGAAGGCAUGGCUUAUAGAGAAAUCUAAGAUGAUGGAUAAAUAGAAGGAAUGAGAUACAGAGAGAUAGAAGAAUAAGAAACUUAAUAAGAAAAUCAUAUUGAAGGCAUGGCUUAUAGAGAAAUCUAAGAUGAUGGAUAAAUAGAAGGAAUGAGAUACAGAGAGAUAGAAGAAUAAGAAACUUAAUAAGAAAAUCAUAUUGAAGGCAUGGCUUAUAGAGAAAUCUAAGAAGAUGGAUAAAUAGAAGGAAUGAGAUACAGAGAGAUAGAACCAUCACAAAACAAUUAAGAUUAUGUGAUAUUUUGAUUUCAUUAUUAAUUGAAAAUAUGAACAUUACUUUU
Messenger RNA from Paramecium octaurelia, 1312 nucleotides. The record is from the annotation of a GenBank genome assembly. NCBI's taxonomy places the organism in Eukaryota, Ciliophora, Oligohymenophorea, Peniculida, Parameciidae.